Orcinus orca (killer whale) is the source of this 4886-nucleotide messenger RNA. It is a transcript of the gene LSS, whose product is annotated as lanosterol synthase. Gene Ontology annotation, cellular component: lipid droplet. Gene Ontology annotation, biological process: triterpenoid biosynthetic process; cholesterol biosynthetic process. Gene Ontology annotation, molecular function: lanosterol synthase activity. The transcript has 22 exons. The record is from RefSeq and is a predicted model, not a curated record. Lineage: Eukaryota; Metazoa; Chordata; Mammalia; Artiodactyla; Delphinidae. Bases 134 to 2227 code for a protein of 697 amino acids.
ACGCCCCGGACCCACCCUCACCGCUCUCUGAUUGGCUGCGCGGGCAUCUUCCCAUCGCGUUCUCCGGUCGCCAGGUUGUGGCUGGUCCGGUUGCGGGGCGCAGGCUGAGGGGAACCGGGAGCGCGCGGCGGUCAUGACGGAGGGCACGUGUCUGCGCCGAAGAGGGGGACCCUAUAAGACAGAGCCCGCCACCGACCUCAGCCGCUGGCGUCUCAGCAAUGAGAGGGGGAGGCAGACGUGGACAUACUUCCAAGGAGAAGAAGACCCUGGCCGAGGGCAGUCUGGCCUGGAAGCUCACUUACUGGGCUUGGACACCAGGAGUUACUUUAAGGACUUGCCGAAAGCCCACACAGCCCGUGAGGGGGCUCUCAAUGGGAUGACGUUCUACGCUGCACUGCAGGCUGAGGAUGGCCACUGGGCGGGUGAUUACGGUGGCCCGCUCUUCCUCCUGCCAGGCCUCCUGAUCACGUGCUACGUGGCGCACAUUCCUCUGCCGGCUGGAUACAGAGAAGAGAUUACACGGUACCUGCGGUCGGUGCAGCUUCCUGAUGGCGGCUGGGGCCUGCAUAUUGAGGAUAAGUCCACGGUGUUUGGGACUGCGCUCAACUAUGUGUCUUUGAGAAUUCUGGGUGUGGGGCCUGACGAUCCUGACCUGGUGCGAGCCCGGAAUAUUCUUCACAAGAAAGGUGGUGCUGUGUUCAUCCCCUCCUGGGGGAAGUUCUGGUUGGCUGUCCUAAACGUGUACAGCUGGGAAGGCCUCAACACUCUGUUCCCAGAAAUGUGGCUGUUUCCUGACUGGAUGCCCGCGCAUCCCUCCACCAUCUGGUGCCACUGCCGGCAGGUGUACCUGCCCAUGGCCUACUGCUAUGGUACCCGGCUGAGCGCUGAGGAGGACCCGCUGGUCCAGAGCCUCCGCCAGGAGCUCUACGUGGAGGACUACGGCCGCAUCGACUGGCCGGCGCACAGGGACAGCGUGGCCCCCGAUGAGCUGUACACGCCGCACAGUUGGCUGCUCCACGUGGUGUAUGCGAUCCUCAACCUGUACGAGCGCCACCACAGCGCCGGCCUGCGGCAGCGGGCCAUCCAGAAGCUGUACGAGCACAUCGCAGCCGACGACCGCUUCACCAAGUACCUCAGCAUCGGCCCGAUCUCGAAAACCAUCAACAUGCUUGCGUGCUGGCACAGGGAAGGGCCGGCCUCCUCUGCCUUCCAGGAGCACUUGUCCAGGAUUCCGGAUUACCUCUGGCUGGGCCUCGACGGCAUGAAAGUGCAGGGCACCAAUGGCUCGCAGAUCUGGGACACCGCGUUCGCCAUCCAGGCUCUGCUGGAGGCGGGUGCACAACACAGGCCAGAGUUUUCGUCCUGCCUGCAGAAGGCUCAUGAGUAUCUCCAGGUCUCGCAGGUCCCAGACAACCUCCCCGACUACCAGAAGUACUACCGCCAGAUGAGCAAGGGCGGCUUCUCCUUCAGCACACUGGACUGUGGCUGGAUUGUUGCCGACUGCACAGCUGAGGCCUUGAAGUCCCUCCUUCUCCUGCAGGAAAAGUGUCCCUUUGUCACCAAGCACGUCCCACGAGAGCGGCUCUUCGAUGCUGUCGCUGUGCUGCUGAGCAUGAGAAACCCUGAUGGAGGGUUUGCCACCUACGAGACCAAGCGUGGGGGACACCUUCUGGAGCUUCUGAACCCCUCGGAGAUCUUCGGGGACAUCAUGAUUGACUACACGUAUGUGGAGUGCACCUCGGCUGUGAUGCAGGCGCUGAAGCAUUUCCACAAGCAGUUCCCAGACCACAGGGCCGGAGAGAUCAGGGAGACCCUCGAGCGGGGCCUGCAGUUCUGUCGGCAGAAGCAGAGGCCUGAUGGCUCCUGGGAAGGCUCCUGGGGGGUGUGCUUCACCUACGGCACCUACUUUGGGCUGGAAGCCUUCGCCUGCAUGGGGCACACUUACCGUGACGGGGCUGCCUGUGCAGAGGUCUCCCAGGCCUGCGACUUCCUGCUGUCCCGACAGAUGGCAGAUGGAGGCUGGGGGGAGGACUUUGAGUCCUGUGAGCAGCGACGCUACGUGCAGAGCGCCCGGUCCCAGAUCCACAACACGUGCUGGGCCCUGAUGGGGCUGAUGGCCGUCAGGCACCCUGACGUAGUGGCCCUGGAGAGAGGAGUCAGCUACCUGCUUGGAAAGCAGCUGCCCAACGGCGACUGGCCCCAGGUCUGUGAUGGUGGCGGGGCCUGAAGGCCUGGGCCGUUUGCAGCUGAAGCACUGGCUUGGCGGCAGGGCUGGUGGCGUUGGGGAAGGAGCUGGCGGGGGAGAAGCCCACGGGCCAGGACACCCUUGGGCUGAUCCUGACAGCCCCUCACUCAGAAGGAAGUGUGGAAGGGCAUGGGGUCACGAGGUCACGUGAGGCUGGCCCCGUCUUGGAUGAGUCCGGGGUUGGUGGGGCUGCGAGGGGCUGGUGGCCCGGGCUGGAGGGUUUGUUGCAGGGCCUGGGGUCCGAGAGCUGGGGUGGUGGUAGGCCCCGCCUGCUGAGGUCAGCCGGCCAGCCCUCCAGCCAGGGUCCCGGUUCAGGGAGCUGCCCAGCCACCUGGUGGAGACGUUGUGUUCAUUCCCUGUGUCCUUUCAGGACAACAUCGCUGGGGUCUUCAACAAGUCCUGUGCCAUCAGCUACACGAGCUACAGAAACGUCUUCCCCAUCUGGGCCCUUGGGCGCUUCUCCCGCCUGCACCCCGAGAGCGCCCUCGCCGGCCACCCUUGAGAGCACGUCUGGUCAUGCGAGUUCCAGGCGAGGCUGGGGCAUCUCAGAGGGGCCGAGGCAGCCCCCCCCCGCCCGCUUCGGCGGAAGCACUGAGCCUGGGCCUGUGGCACGGGCAGGGCUGGUGCCUUCAGACUUGAUUUUCAGCAUAGCGUUAGUUCUGAGAACAGGUGGUCGAGCUCGGGAGAGGGAAGGAACAGGGUGAGCCGUGAGGGUGGGUAAGGCACAGUGUGCUGCGUGGUGCCGCCUGGCGUGGUACGUGUCCCCUCUGUGGGCGUGGGGCUGGGAGGGCUUUCCUGACCAGUGACUGAGUCCUCAGGAGCGGAGCAGCUGUGCCUCGUCCGCGUCCUGCCUCGGGCCCUCGAGGACCGGCUCUUCCUGUCUCUGUCUCUGGCUGAGGGAUGGGACAGCCGCCUGGAACGGCCUGGCAGGAGAGGCUGGGCCUGCCUGUUCACCGUGGCGGCUCAGGCUCAGUGAGGAUUGGGGACCAGACGCCGCAGGCCUGCCUGCCCCGGGUCUCGAGCUCGCCAGCGCCGCGUCAUGGCUCAGCCAGCCCGUGGGGCGCCAGCAUCGCUACCUCAGAGGUGGCAGUCGUCUUGUAGUGACAGAUGGGAGGCCGAGCGUGAGGAAGGGUGAGGGGUUGUUAAUGGCCACGCAGCAGUGGGACCCUGAUGUGUGUUGGGGACACCCCUCACCCCCCUUUGUGCUCCAAGCUGCAGGGAGGGUCACAUUUCCAGGGUGCUGCCUCUCAGGUGGCGAGCCUCUGAAUUCCCCUCUGGCUUCUAAACCCGUCUGGCUUAGCGUGUGUGGACUUGGGGCUCAGGAUGGAAAAUCCAAACCCUGGAAUUGCCUCUGACCUACGAGGAUGAGCAGGAGUGUGGCUGUGAGGGUCACUGAGAGUGUCGAUGAGGGUCAAACCCAGGCCUGGUGUCGCCCCAGGGGCCCACCUGCUUCUCGUCCCCCCCAGGGCCUUCUCCUUCUGCUGUUCCUCUGUGCCUCUCCCUGUCUGACAGCUGCCCUGGCUGCACGGCCCCAGUGCACCACCCUCCCUCUGACAGCCAGAGAGACGCCUGGGUGGCCCCCUGCUCCCGCCAUCCCUGCCCAGACCCUUAGGGUGCUCUCCGAGGUUUGCACCACGUGGCCUUGCUUCCGCAGCUCUCGUGGCCCCCGAGCGCUCUCCCUGACUCUGCCCGGGGCUCGCCUGCGUCCAGCCUUUGCCUGAGCUGCCCCCCACUGCCCUCCUGCCCCAGGUGGUGCUCUACCUGCUCUGAGCCCCGCAGGGCCUGGGCGCGUGUACACGCUGGCAGGUCCUGCUGGCUCCACCGGCUGCCACACUGUGGAACGUAGCGGGUGUUCAGCUGGUACUAGUUGGAUGUCAGCACUUGCCCCAGACGUUUUUAAACUAGGGUUUAUUUUGCUGAGGAAGCUGCGCUGGGCCCCUUUGAGAUCUGUCAGGGUUGCUCUUGCACCAGCAGCGCAGACGGUGAUUUCCAACGGUCUGCUUCUUGCAGCGGUCACUGCCCAGCCAUGAUCAGAUCACUGGACGAAACAUAAAGCUUCCAGGAAAGAAAUGAAAAUCAACUGUUACACUGAAACAUUAUGGAAGGUCACCUAUCUUACCAGCUACCUUAAUACACAGACAUUUGAGCCCCUUAGGCAGAGGCUUGUCGUGCAUGUGUUUUGUUUCAUCCUGGAAACUGUCAUAGAUUGGGGUCCCUCGUGCCCCAUGUUGGACCACCACCCCUCAGUCUCAGGGAACAAGAGAAAUUGUUACAAGAUAAGCAGGAUGCACCUCUAGUUAUUUGAGGGGAAAAUAUUUGCCUCAACCUGAUUAAAAGUCAAGUUCUCUGUCCUGGGCGAAUGAUUAACGUGUCUUGAAUUCAAGUUGUUUUAUUUUUGGUUAUGAGGAGCAAGUUUUGAAUGUUGUGCUGGGAAGCUUUCUCUGGAGCCAGGUUAGCUUUCCUUGUUCAGCAGGAUGUAAACUUCAGAUCUAACCCUUUGAGGGAUUCUCUAACUGGAAAUGCUUAACUCACAAUGGAAACUUAUCUCCAAGAAAAUACUUUCCUUACUGAACAUAACCAAUGUUGAUGUGUAGAUUUAAAUUUUAUUCAGACAAUAAAAAUGUUUGAACAAUUGAUACAA